This is a messenger RNA of Saxophila tyrrhenica, 561 nucleotides long. RefSeq lists its product as uncharacterized. Bases 1 to 561 code for a protein of 186 amino acids. The transcript has 2 exons. The record is from RefSeq and is a predicted model, not a curated record. NCBI's taxonomy places the organism in Eukaryota, Fungi, Ascomycota, Dothideomycetes, Mycosphaerellales, Extremaceae.
AUGUCGGGCGGACCUCAAGGAUACUCCAUGCAGCAUUGGAAUGUUGCUGGAGGCAGACUCGCACCCUUCCAAAAGGAGCCCCCAGUUGGAUUCUACCGGGACUCCUUCUGCAGAGUCGGACCGGAGGACAAGGGCAAUCACUCGAUAGCUGCAGAGGUGAACAAGGAGUUCCUUGACUUUACGGUGUCAAAAGGCAACAACCUCAAGGACGUCGGCAUCAAGCCGGGCAUGAAAUGGUGCUUAUGCGCGCACCGGUGGCAGGAAGCUAUGAAGGCAGCGCAGGAGGGCCAGCUAGCGAAGGAGGCAGUCCCGAAGGUGUACUUGCACGCUUCAGACCGGGCGGCACUGGACACGGUGUCCUACAAAGACUUGAAGGCGUACGCGGCUGAGGCAGAGAAUACCAGCGUCAGGCAGGGCUCGCAUCACAGUCCGGAGAACAGCCAGAGCAUUGCGAAGGAGUCGCAGAGCAUAGGUGGGGACCAGCCGACGGAAGGGCCUGGAGCUGGGAAGAACCAGAGCAAGGGUGGGAGCGCAGCCAACACGAGCGGAAACCGUGGGUAA